AUUAUUAAAAUAUAUUCAAAGAUAAAAGUCAGUGAAUUACAUUAAUUAAAUCUUAAUAUUCUUGAAAAAUGAUUUACAAAACGUAUUCUUGUGUUUUAAUUUUAGUUUGUUGUUUUUAUUUUAAAGAUGUCUUUGCAAAUAUAUUUAUAAAGGACAAUACUGGAACACUAAUUUGUCAUAUGACGGAUGAUAGUUCCAAUCAAUUUGGGAAUCUUAAUAUGAGUUUUGAAAAUGUGAAAAGAGUUGUUGCAGAAAUAUAUUUGCGUCAGGAUAAUUAUAAUAGCAGUCAAAAAAAUGAAAAAAAAAUAGAACUUACAAUUACGUUCAAAGAAGACAACAUAAUUUUAUAUUACAGAAAAGACCGUGAAAUUUGCUCAUACAAUGAAAAUGGUACUAUAAGAUUGAGGGAAAUUAUUCAAGAUUUGGGUUAUGAUAUUGAAUUUAAAGUAUUUGAAAACAUUGAUAAAUCCACUGUAUUCACAUAUACCGUCAUAAUACCGCAAAGGGCCGGGACAACUAUUGGUGGCACUGAUGUGACCAAACACUGGUUAUUACUGGUGUAUAAGCCGACGAAUAUUACCAGUCAGCAAACGACUUCCCCACCUAUAUGAGUAAAACUGGUUUCUU
This is a messenger RNA of Daktulosphaira vitifoliae (grape phylloxera), 627 nucleotides long. RefSeq lists its product as uncharacterized. Bases 69 to 611 code for a protein of 180 amino acids. Lineage: Eukaryota; Metazoa; Arthropoda; Insecta; Hemiptera; Phylloxeridae. The record is from RefSeq and is a predicted model, not a curated record. The transcript has 8 exons.